AUGCCAGUACCUUUUGUAUUUUAUGCGGAUUUCGAGGCUAUUACAGAGAAAGUAUAUGGGUGUCAACCAGAUGGUGCUAAAUCUUAUACUGAUAAGUACCAAAAGCACACUGGGUGUAGUUAUGGUUAUAAAGUAGUCUGUUGUUAUGAUGAAAAAUACUCAAAACCAGUGAAAAUUUAUCGAGGGGAGAAUUUUAUUAGUUACUUCAUGUUGGAUAUGCUCUCAGAAGUCGAAUAUUGCCAGAAGAUGAUUGCUACUGACUUCCAAAAACCGCUUCAGAUGACGGACGAGGAGGAAGAAUUAUUCAAGACUGCCGAGGAAUGUCAUAUUUGUAGGAAGAAAUAUUUAGAUACUGAAGUAAGAGUUAGGGAUCAUUGUCACAUCACUGGACAGUAUAGGGGAUCAGCACAACAGGACUGUAAUCUGAAGCUGAGAAUUGACCCAGAUAAAUUUAAGGUGCCAGCCAUUUUUCAUAAUCUGUGCGGGUAUGAUUCCCAUUUUAAAAUGCAAGAAAUUGGAUCAAUCGGAAAAAGCAAUGAUUUGAGUAUUAAUUUCAUCCCUAAUAAUAUGGAAAAGUAUAUGGCAUUUAUGGUGGGUAAACACUUGGUAUUUCUGGAUAGUUUUCAAUUUAUGGCCAGCGGUUUGGAGAGAUUGGCCGCCAAUUUACCCACCGAUGCAUUCAAAUAUACCAUUCAGGUGUUUCAAGAUGAGAAAUUAGCACUGAUGAAACAGAAAGGAGUAUAUCCAUAUGAUUUCAUGGACAGUUUUCAGAAGUUUGGUGAUCAGCAACUACCUCCAAAAGAGGAAUUCUAUAGUAUACUGACAGAUGAGGGUAUUUCUGAUGAGCAAUACCAGCAUGCUCAAAAAGUCUGGAAUACUUUUAAUAUGAGGACAAUGGGCGUGUAUCAUAAUCUGUAUCUGAAAUCUAAAAUUCUCCUAUCAGCUGAUCUUUUUGAGAACUUUCGCAAGGCCUAUCAUCAGUAUUAUAAAUUGGAUCAUUGCCAUUAUUUCACAUCUCCUGGGCUACCCUGGGACGCUAUGUUGAAAAUGACUGAUAUUAGCGGAGCUCUGGCGCGCGAAGCGCGCCAGCGGAGCACCAUGGGUAAGUAAAUCUACCCAUCCCAGAAAAUUUGGUAAUCACGUGACCGUACACCGCCCGCCCGCCCGUCCGCACCACAGGGAAACCAGUGUUUAAUCCUCACACUUUCUAGCCAGUUUGGGAGCACAGGAAGACUGAUAUUGCACACAUAUUGCACGUCAAUGUUGUGACCAAUUGACAGCUGUCAAAACAGGGUAUCCGCUGACCAGUAUCACCUGACCGUAUCGCGGGCUCAGGUGUCGACCCAUCGAGGUCGAUAUCAUUUUGAAGUUAUCCGCUGACAAGUUAUUAGUUUUCAAAUGAUCGCAGGCUCAAGUUUAUUUUUUUAAAUUUAAUGAAAUAUGUUGUGUUUUGUAUGUGUGGCACAAUUAAAAUGUUGAUUUCAAACUGACCUCGGAAGCUAAAAUUCAGCCAGUUUUUACAGGCAGGGAAGACAUACCAGUUGCUUUUGACUUUUCUCACCAAGGUCACGCGUUGGCCACGCUCUACGUCCAAUUUUUAUACUCUAAUUGGUCAAAAUUUGAUAGGUGAAUUCAUGCGGAAAAUUUAUACAGCAUCUUGAAACUUGUUUACUUUGCUGAAGACAGAGUUUUGUGUCAACUUGUGAUGUUUUUAGCUGUCUUUUUCCACUGAAUGUACAAAAUGAAAUUCAGCUGCUAUCAAGAGUCUUCUGUUAUUCAUGCCUAGUUUGUUUACUGGGUUUUUGGUUGAGAAAUACGUCGCUUGUCAAAGUCGGAAAUCCGAUUUCGGAUGGCAUCGUUUUCGUUUUCCACCUUGCUUGAUGCGUAAGAGGGUUGAAAAGUCUGAAGCGAUUCUGGCCUUACUUGAUAGUUUUCAGCGCAUCUCGAAUGGUAAGCCUGAGUAAUUAUUACAUUUGACGUUUGUCUUUUAUAUCUAAUUUAAUGAAGUCGAGCGUAGUUUAUGCGGCUAUUUAGUUUAUGCACGUUUUUAAUUGUAAGAUUUGAGACAAUGAUCUGACCGAGUAUCAGGUUUGAUUAUAAGCUAUAGAACUUUAAAAAGCCUUUAGACAUUUUCUCACCGCAAAAAGAAAGAAAGUAAACGUUCCAAAGAAUAUUUAAUUAUAAUUCUGGCUAUAAAAGAAAGCUUUGAGCGAUUUUCUUGCCUCGAGUUCAUCUUUGAAAAAGCAAACACCGGGAAGCCGGCUUACAAAAUGAAAAACAUAAACAAGGAUUUUCAGAGGGCUUUAAUACUUGUCUUCGUGAAUGAAAGUUGUUGCCUCUGUAUAUGUUUCACCGAAUUAUUUUCCUUUUAUUGAUUGUUAGUAGUCUCUUUUGCAGUUUUUAUCGCCGUGCCGUUUGUUUUCAGUCGCUCAUGAACAUCGCUUGCAUGCAGGAGUAGUCAAAAUGUCACGCGUAUCAAACGCCUUUGACAAUUACACAUCGUUAUAAAACCAUUAAAUAAAAAAUAAACAUAAUAAGUUCUUUAUUAUGUUGAAGCGUAUAACUCUAUUAAUCAUAAUUUAAACAGUCGACUUUGGCGCUUGUCAAAAGUGAGAACUGACUAGCCGUAUAGGUGAUUUUGGCAAUUUUUUUAACGGUUUCGCUAAAAGCCCACACGUGCUUCGAUCGUCCUGAAUAUUGAGUGAGUGCAAUUUGUAUUGCAAAAUUGUGGAAUACUGCAUUCUGUCCGAGGUCUGUAUGAUAAAAACAGCGCCUCAUGGUACUGUUUCACCUUAGAUGUGAUGUAUAAAAAGUAUAAAAGGUUGGGUUACACGUUCCCAGGCAUGUUGGCAAGAUUUUGUAAGGUAAACUUGUCGAACGCAAAAAAUUCGGCCCGAUUUGUUUUCCAGUAAUUUGUUUUCCAGGCCUAAUCUACUGUGAUCAAGAGCCCGCGCUCUUAAAUGUGAUCGAAGAUGAUUGCUUUUUUUUGGGUGUACAUAUAAGGCUAUCAACUCGAUGUAAGAUUAAGUUCACUCUUAGCUUGUACUGUUUGCAAAUUACUUUUCUCUAAAAUCACUUAACCUUUCCCUCAAAAGUCACAUGAAUAAGCUCUAAAGUUAACUGAAUUGUGGAAAACAAGUUUAUUGUUUGAUUUAACUUAUAAAUUCGAGUUAACAUACAGGAGCUUCGCUUUUAGCCCUGGCUAAAUCUAUAUAUUAAACUGGAGCUCAUGACGGAUGUUGAUAUGUUCCAAUUCAUAGAAAAGGGAUUACGCGGCGGUAUUUCCUAUAUUGCUAAUCGGCAUGGGGAGGCUAAUAAUGAGUAUAUGAGUGGAUAUGACAGCAGUAAACCAACUAAGUAUAUUAUGUAUCUAGACGUGAAUAACCUUUACGGAUGGACGAUGUCUCAAUGUUUACCAACAGGUGGUUUUAGGUGGAUGACUAAAGAACAAAUGCAAAAAGUAAACUUAGCUGCCUGUACAGAAGACAGAAAAAAGGGUAUGAUUUUGGAAGUUGAUUUGGAUUACUCAAAGAAUUACAUGAGCUGCAUAACGAUUAUCCUCUAUCUGCGGAGAAAAUAAAAGUUACCAAAGAAAUGCUCUCUCCUUAUGGCAUAAAUAUUCAGGAACAGUUUGGAAUAAAUAUGGGCCAGGUUGCUAAGCUAAUUCAAAGACUAGCCAGUAAAAAGAAUUAUGCACUACAUUAUAGAAAUUUGCAACUCUAUUUGUCUCUUGGUCUUAAACUGAAGAAAGUACAUAGGGUAUUAGAAUUUGACCAGUCUCCCUGGCUUGCACAGUACAUUAAUUCUAAUACCCAAAAGAGGAGGAAUGCUAAGAAUGCAUUUGAGAACGACUUUUUCAAAUUAUUAAAUAAUUCCGUAUUUGGAAAAACUAUGAAAAACAUAAGAAAGCGUGUUGACGUGAGAUUAGUGACUGAUCAAAAGAAGUUGUCUAAACUUGUAAGCAAACCAACGUUUUGUUUAUAGUAUCUUUAAUGAGGACCUUUUGGCGCUUCAUAAAAUCAAAGAAACACUGACACUCGACCGGCCAGCCUACGUGGGUAUGUGCAUUUUGGAUCUAUCAAAAACUCGCAUGUACGACUUUCACUAUAAUUAUGUCAAAAGCACGUACAAUAAUAAAGCUAAACUAUUGUUUACUGAUACAGACAGUCUUUGUUAUGAGAUUGAAACAAAGGAUAUUUAUAAAGAACUAUGGGAGGAGAAACAAUUAUUUGACAUAGUGAUUACCCAAAGGAUAGUUCAUAUUUUAGUAUGGAGAAUAAGAAAGUAA
Porites evermanni is the source of this 4288-nucleotide messenger RNA. The record is from the annotation of a GenBank genome assembly. NCBI's taxonomy places the organism in Eukaryota, Metazoa, Cnidaria, Anthozoa, Scleractinia, Poritidae.